UGGACCCAAGUUAUGGUGCCAGUCUUUACUUUGGAAGCUGCGCCAGAUGCAGUAAAGCAGUGUACGGCGCAGGGAGAGCCUGCAGAGCGAUGGGACAUUUAUUCCACGACACUUGUUUCACCUGCAGCGUUUGCAGUAAAAAGCUCAUUGGAGAGUCAUUUUAUUCAGUGUCAGGAGGAAUCUAUUGUGAAAAUGACUUUUUGUACUCAGGAGUUCAUCCAUCCCAAGAAAUGUGUAACAGCUGUGGGUAUUUAAUCAUGGAUAUGGUCCUGCAGGCUCGUGGGAAGUCCUACCAUCCGUCCUGCUUUCGCUGUGUCAUCUGCAGACAGGGCCUGGAGGGUCAGCCCUUCACUGUAGACUCAGACAGCAGGGUUUACUGUGUCAGCGACUACCACAAGGCCCAGGCUCCCUGCUGUGCUGCCUGCAGAAUGCCGAUACUGCCAUCUGAGGGGUCUACAGAGUCCAUUCGAGUGGUAUCAUCUAACAGAAAUUUCCAUGUAGAGUGCUACAGUGGUGAGGUUAACCUCAUUUAAGGAGAGGAGCAGGCUGACAUACAUCCGUCUGUGUUUCUCUGCUGGUCUUUGUAAAUGUACAAUAUGAGUAUGUAUGAGUUCCAGCCUGUUGCUUUGUGCACUCUAUUUCUU
Messenger RNA from Toxotes jaculatrix (banded archerfish), 644 nucleotides. RefSeq names its product LIM domain-containing protein 1-like. The record is from RefSeq and is a predicted model, not a curated record. Gene Ontology annotation, cellular component: transcription regulator complex; P-body; adherens junction. The coding region runs from base 90 to 533 and encodes 147 amino acids. Gene Ontology annotation, molecular function: transcription corepressor activity. The transcript is spliced from 7 exons. Gene Ontology annotation, biological process: positive regulation of miRNA-mediated gene silencing; cytoskeleton organization; negative regulation of hippo signaling. Lineage: Eukaryota; Metazoa; Chordata; Actinopteri; Toxotidae.